Messenger RNA from Cyprinodon variegatus (sheepshead minnow), 3308 nucleotides. Its product is annotated as protein crumbs homolog 1-like. The record is from RefSeq and is a predicted model, not a curated record. The transcript is spliced from 11 exons. NCBI's taxonomy places the organism in Eukaryota, Metazoa, Chordata, Actinopteri, Cyprinodontiformes, Cyprinodontidae. The coding region runs from base 1 to 3279 and encodes 1092 amino acids. Gene Ontology annotation, molecular function: calcium ion binding.
AUGGGUCCUGCACUGAAUGCUGCAAAGCCUCUUCCCAGAGGGCAGCAGGAAGAGCAGUCCAUGCUUGGAACAAACACCAACAUCAGUAGCACACUACCACCAAAGGGACUCGUAUCCUGCCUAGCCAGGUGUGACUCCCUGCUAAAAAAGUUUGUCAGAGAGCAGAUGGAUGAUCCAGAAGAAGAUGGAGAGAAAAUCAUGAGAGCAAUAUUAAGAUUCAACAUGCGUGUGUGGAUUCUAUUGUUGCUUUUUGCAGGAACAUCUCACACUGAGGACCUCGGUGGAUGUGAACAGCAGCCAUGCCAAAAUGGUGGAGUUUGUGAAAGCCACUCGGAAGGAUUCCGAUGCCUUUGUUCGCAGCAGAGCCAAAAUGGACGCCUGUAUGUCGGGGAGAACUGUACUGUUCCUCUUACAGGCUGUGAAGAAAGCCAGUGUGAGAAUGGAGGAAGAUGUUCUCCUUUGUUGGUGAAUGACCAACACACUUUUAUGUGCAUCUGCUCUCCAGGUUUUUCAGGGCCUAGAUGCCGGACCUCCACCACCUUCUCAUUUGAGUCACAGGGCUACAUGUACAUAGACACAAAGCAACUAGAAUCAGAAUCACCUCUAAAUUUGACCUUCAGCUUUAGGACGGAGAACCCAACCGGCACUCUGUUUCAACGUAGAGUGGAUGAUCUGUUUCUCACCAUCGAGCUGAUGGAUGGACGACUCUGCCUCUUUAGCUUGAAGAAUGAAAGCAACAAAGCGCUGGUUCAAGAACUCCCUGAGUAUUUAUCAAACAACAAGUGGCACACAGCUGAAGCAUCACUGGGCGGCGCGGUCAGUCUCAUCAGGCUUCUCUGCAGAGAAAGGAGCUGCACCAGAAACUCCAGCGCUGCAGUGCAUCCGAUGCAUUCAACUGCUGCUCUGCCUGAGCCAGGAGCUGUUCGCCAAACCCUCUUCCUUGGAGCAAUUGCAGGGAACUGGUCUUCAGGCGGAGUGGAGGAUGAAGCAAACCAUCCGCCUGCAUUUCUGGGCUGCUUUAGGGAUGUCUUUGUAGAUUCACUCCUGGUGUUGCCUGCUGAAGCGCCAAAAGAUUCAAGCAUCCAGGCGAACAUCGUAGCUGGAUGCAGUGACAGAGACAAGUGUGAGGACAGCCCAUGUCAGAACAGGGGGCGCUGUGUGAGCCGGGGCUGGAGGAGGUACACCUGUAAAUGCCACCGGCCGUACGACGGAGAGGACUGUGCAGAGGAGUAUAUCAGUGCCCGGUUUGGAAACAAAGAUCUUGAGAGCUAUGCCGUGUUCUCAUUAGACAACAACCCGGGAGAUUCUUUGGUGAUAUCCAUGUUCAUUCGCACUAGACAAACCAGCGGGCUGCUUGUCAUCAUGGCCAACACCACUAGCCAGUACCUUCGCCUGUGGCUGGUGGAGGGCAAGAUCAAAGUUCAGGUUAACAACUUUGAGACUCUUGUUGGUCGGAAUCCAGUCAGCAAUGGCCAUUUCCACCUGGUCACUGUAAAGCUGGAAGGAACAUCAGCCACGCUGUUCCAGUCAGCUCAAAUUGAAGGCUCUAUGACCAUCAGGAGAGUCCAAGCCAAUCCCGACGAUCCGGUUUACGUUGGAGGGCUACCAGACUCAAGGGCCUCAGCUUCAUUUGGUGGAUACUUCAAAGGAUGUGUCCAGGAUCUGAGAAUCAACAGCAAACGCCUGCAGUUCUACCCAAUACCAACUCCUGUUGAGUCGUACAGCCUGCAGAAGCUCGUAGGUGUUGCGGAGGGAUGCAGCAGCGACAACGCCUGUGCUGCAAACCCUUGUCUUAAUGGGGGAGAGUGUUACUCCAUGUGGGACGAUUUCAUCUGCAGCUGCCCUCCCAACACAGCGGGGCAAAGGUGUGAAGAGGUAAAAUGGUGCGAGCUGUCUCCCUGCCCUGUUACAACCGUCUGUCAACCCCUCAGUCAAGGCUUUGAGUGUUUGUCCAAUGUGACAUUUCGGCUUGAAAACAACAUUUUUUGGUACCACAGUAAUGGAAAAAUUAAGCGCAACCUCACCAGCAUCUCCUUCAGUUUUCGCACCAGACAGACGGAGGCCAUUUUGCUCUAUUCUCAGAGAGGCACUGACAUCAUAACGCUCUCUCUCCUCAACUCUCAUUUGUUUAUGGAGCUCCAGGCCGGGGCUAAUAAAGAUUCUGGGAGAGUGACAGCCAAGAGCCGGGCUCCAUUCAGCGACGGUGAGUGGCACUUUGUGUCGAUCAGCAAGGACAAACGGACUCCAGCAUCCAGUUGGAUCAUUGAGGUAGAUGGAGAAAAAAAGUACAUCAGUGUUUCUGGAGCAAAUUUUGGUGACUUGAACUUUCUCAGGGAUGGAGCUGACAUUUUCGUAGGAAGUUUGAACCAGGAAUCGGGAGCCACCUUUUCAGGGUGUCUAGGUCCAGUAAAGAUUGGGGGUCUUCAUCUACCGUUCCACCUGGACAAGGAGCUGAACCUCCCCAGACCUCAGGAGGAGCAGUUUGUGAGGGGUAACAGCAAUCAUUCCCCAUGGUAUGGAUGCUGGGGAGCCAGUGUAUGUUCUCCAAACCCAUGCCAGAAUGGGGGUGCCUGUGAAGACCUGUUUGACCUGCAUCGGUGCGCAUGUCCCUCUGACUGGACAGGGUCACUAUGCCAAGAAAAGACAGACACCUGCAUCUCCCAUCCAUGUGUCUACGGAAACUGUACCAACCUAUCCAAGGGCUUUAAGUGUGAGUGUGAGGCGGGCUUCACUGGUAAACGCUGCGACGUAGAAGUCGAUAUGUGUGAAAACAGCAGUUGCAGCUACGGUGCCACCUGUCUUAAAGGCUUCCGGAGCUACACGUGUCUGUGCCCCCGGAACAUGACGGGCUAUUACUGCGAUGUGAAAAUCCCUGACACACCUUGGUACAUUGAAACAGAUCCGCUUCCUCAGUUGCCUGCGUCUUCCUGUGUGGGAACAAGAUGGAACUACAAUUGCUUUAAUGGAGGAAACUGCUCUGAAGCCGGGAACACUUGUUACUGCCUUCCUGGCUUCACCGGUCAAUGGUGUGAGAAGGAUAUCGAUGAAUGUGCCUCAGACCCGUGCAUGAACGGAGGCUUCUGCAUCAACUACAUGAACAGCUUUGAGUGCGUUUGCGACAUGAAUUACUCAGGCGUCUACUGCCAAAUGGACGUCAGCGACUUCUACAUGUAUCUGUUCCUGGGCCUGUGGCAGAACCUCUUCCAGCUCGUGUCCUACCUGGUUAUCCGCCUCGAUGAUGAGCCGGAGAUUGAGUGGGGCUUCCAUGUCAACGAUUAGACCGAAUCGGAAGUCCAUCAGAAAUCAGG